This is a messenger RNA of Chelonoidis abingdonii (Abingdon island giant tortoise), 1245 nucleotides long. The record is from RefSeq and is a predicted model, not a curated record. Lineage: Eukaryota; Metazoa; Chordata; Testudines; Testudinidae.
AUGUGGAUCGAUCUGCAUUUAAAGCACAGAAGGUGCCACACAUUCCAUCGUCGCAGACACAGCUGCCCCGCAGCCUAUGCCCGAUCCCUCGGCGUCUGCCCAGCGCUCCACAACGGCUCAUUAACCACCCUGCUGUCUGUCCCCACAGCUGGGCCAGCCAAGGAGACCAGGAGGAACGGGCUGGAUAAAGGGAAGCUGCCAGCCCCUCCACAGCCACGCAAGCAGGUUGUGACAGACACAACAGAGCCGGACUCUUCCAGAGAGACAGAGGCCACGACGGCAGCAGCCAGCGCGGCGAGCGGAGCAAAGGACGCAGGGACCAGCAGUGGCCCCAAAGUGACCUGGGCCAACGAUCCAAGCCAUCGCCACUUGGGGGGUAGCACCCGAGCAGCCAUGACCAACAGCCUACGCAGCCUCAUGAGCUCUAAAGUGGGUCAGCUCUUCCUCCGCAGCGUGGACAGAGCGCUGGACAAGUCGGAAGAGCUGAUGAAUCGGUAUCUGCCACUGACGGAGAAAGAGCUAGCUGCACUCACAAUGGAGGGGCUGGACGCCUCCACAGCAGACCACCACAGGAAGGGCUGCUUUGUGCGGCUGGGGUCCCUGUCCACCAGUCUGCGGAACCGGGCCUUCAUGCUGAUCCUGAAUAAGCUGAGACAGACCCGGCAGAACACCCACGAGAACCUCUCUCAACUCCACCAGACUAUCAACCUGAUUGAACACAUCCAGCAGGUGAAGCAGCUUCCUGGCAGCCAGGAGAAGCUGCACAGUAUGUGGGAACAGUGGAGCCAGAAGCAGGAAGUGGGCCUCCAGACCGAACCAAGAGGCAGCAAUGACAGUGGGUCCCCAGAGGUGGAGUCCAAGACCUUGGCGAUGUCCCGUAGUCUGUCACAGCAGCUGCAAGCUACGUACCUGAACCUAUUAUCCAACGUCAGAGGCCUCCCCAGACAUCUCCAGGAAAAGAUGCAGCAAGUGCAUCAGAACAUGGCGGAGCUGCACGGGUACUUCUCCUCGGCCAACUCCUUCCAAGAUUUGUCCGGCAACAUUCUAAGCCAGAGCCGGGAGAAGGUGGCCAAAGCUUGGGAGGCCUUGGAUGAAGUGAUGGAUUUUCUGUUGCAGAACCCUCCUGUAACGUGGCUUGUGGAAUCCUUGGUUUCCCUUGAAGGGGAGCUGCUGGAGACAGAGGAGAAGCCAGAUAUAUUGAAAGUCCUGAAACACUACGAGCCACAGGACUGCAAAGAUGACUAG